AUGUCAACCUGCGAGCCUCUCCAGGGCAACUCCGAUUUCUACGGCCUUGGGAUCCGGUUGGGUAUCUACCUUCAAUGGGCUUCGGCUUGGGUCAGCCUGCUGCUGAAUCCGGAGUCCGCGCAAGGCGUACUGGACGCGAACUCGGUGUCGUUGUUCGCCGUGGUCAUCGCCACCAUCGUCGCCGCCCGCCAGAAUGCACCCGCCAUUGAGUUGUACAUCAUGUUGCAAAUUCUCGUGGGCUUUCCCGUCACAACCCUGAGCACGUUUGGCAUCCGCAUCUGGUUGACGAACCCCGCAAGGCUGGAAGAGCUGUUACGAAAAAUAGUCCAGGCGAAGCAGGCAAUCCGCCAGAGCGCAGGGGAGGAGGUGAGGCAGACACACGAUGAGCUUGGACCGGACGCUGGUGAACACUCGCCUGCCGCUGCCGACGGUGUUAUUCCCGGCCAGGUUUCAAUUUUCCGCACCUUGCCGGUUUUUCCCUUCCACACGGUUCGGUUCUUGUCCCCGCUCAAGUUUCCGGGGCUCUCGUGGUCGGGCGUGACCUGGAGGGUGAUAACAGUGGCUAUGGUCGUGGGAUACAGCGUCGCCUACUGGUUUGACCCGAACGGCCACGGCGCGCACGAGCCGCCCAGUCCAGGUUGUGAGCAGGCCCUUGUUUUCAUGUUCUCGAGACAACUACUGGAAGGGCCCAUAGUCACUCUCGGGCGCAUGGCGGCGGUCUUAAUGGCUGCUAUUAUCGUCAUUCCGACUGUGAUUCUGAUAGUGCUUACCAUCCGCCUCACUGAGGACACCGUGUUGCGUCUCUACCGCGACCUUUUGUUUUCCCUCACCUCAUCGGCGCCUCAGACUUUCAACGACAGCUUGCGUCGGAUCAACCGUGUUCUCGAGAACAAGUCGCUGUCGCUGGGGAUUCCACGAGAGACCAUGGCUGCGCCCUUGAUGACCGCGAAAUCACUUUUAGAUUUGAUGGAGUUUAUGUCGGCGCCUAACGGUGAUAAGAUCCGAUUCUCGGACGUUCUCAAGGUUGCGGUGUCGCUGGGUAUGGGCAGACCCCCCAAGCGUGACAGGCAGCAAGACGGCAGCGAGCACCACCCGGAUCUAAGCAGGGCGAGGAGGAUGCUGACGGGAUGGAACUGCGAAACGCCGAAACAGCGGCGUCUGGGCCGAAUCUGCAUCGUAUGGAAUGUCUUGAACGUGCUCAGCAUCGUGUGGUUUAUCACGAGCAUAGAGACGACCAUCCUCUGGAACAACAUCCAGGGGGUGCACACCAUCGAUUCCACCGGCCAGCUGAUCCCCUUUAUCAUUGGUGUCGUGAGUGCCUCUCAGGUCCUCAAGAGAAUUGCCCUUCUGGCCUUGGCAAGGAAAUAUCCGGAUUGGGCCGAGACACAACUGGAGAUCCACGAGGACGGGAACACCUUUGCCUUCUUUCGGCUUGUGAAGCCCCCCGAGGCAGUACAGACUCGGGAAACCCAGGAGGGGCCCAUCGGAGAGGAGACUAAGAGGAGUACCACCACCGUGUAA
This is a messenger RNA of Dichotomopilus funicola, 1521 nucleotides long. RefSeq lists its product as uncharacterized. Lineage: Eukaryota; Fungi; Ascomycota; Sordariomycetes; Sordariales; Chaetomiaceae. The coding region runs from base 1 to 1521 and encodes 506 amino acids. The record is from RefSeq and is a predicted model, not a curated record. The transcript is spliced from 3 exons.